This is a messenger RNA of Folsomia candida, 2904 nucleotides long. RefSeq lists its product as uncharacterized. Lineage: Eukaryota; Metazoa; Arthropoda; Collembola; Entomobryomorpha; Isotomidae. Gene Ontology annotation, biological process: DNA integration. Gene Ontology annotation, molecular function: nucleic acid binding. Bases 1 to 2904 code for a protein of 967 amino acids. The transcript has a single exon. The record is from RefSeq and is a predicted model, not a curated record.
AUGAUUGGAAUUAAUGAUGAAGACAGAAACUAUCAGAAGUUUCUGUGGUGGGAGGAUUCCAGCAGCAGCAAGAUCAAAGUCUAUCAACAUGCACGUGCAGUAUUUGGAGUCACCACCAGCCCAUUUCUUCUAGGAGGCGUUUUGGAACUUCACUUGUCAAAGUAUAAAGGUUACCAGAAGAAAGUGGCGCAGAAGUUGUUGCGAUCGCUCUACGUCGACAACAGCAUUACCUCCGUGGAAACGAUUCAAGAAAUGGAAGAAUUCAAAAGAAUCUCGACCAGUAUGAUGCAAGAAGCCAAGAUGGAAUUAAGAGAAUGGGAGUCUACGAUGAACAAGUUUGACGAGGUCAAGAAUGGAAAGACAGUGACCUCAGUGUUAGGGUUGACGUGGGAUAAGCAACAUGAUACGAUAUCCAUACUAUAUGACCCAAUUAUUUUGGAUGGACCUGUGACGAAGAGGAAAAUCUUGUCCAAGUUACAUCAAGUAUUUGACCCCAUUGGAUUUACUUGCCCUGCUACUCUACAACCAAAACUUUUGCUACAAGAUUCGUGGAAAAGUGGAGUCAAGUGGGAUGAAGAAUUGGAGGAGAAGACAGCAUCAAGAUUCACGGCGUGGAUUAAUCAAGCUCAUGUGCUAAGGGAGAUUAGAAUUCCACGACUUAUGAUGAUUAGUUCACCAGAUUCUCUCCAAUUGCAUCUAUUCACCGAUGCAAGCAGAUAUGCAUUCGCCGCAGUAGUUUAUGCACGAUCAUUCAAGAAUGAUAAGGUAAAAGUGACUCUUAUUCAAGCAAAAUCCAGAGUUGCACCAGUGAAAGGAGGUACGAUUCCACGCCUAGAAUUGGUUGGAUGCCUUAUCGGAGCAAGACUACUGGAAUUAGUGAAGAGCUCAAUGGAUGUGAAAAUUGAUAGAGUGAUUCAAUGGACAGAUUCCACGACUGCAUUGGCAUGGAUCCAGAGAGACGCACAAUUAAGCAGAUUCGUGGGAAAUCGUGUCAAGGAGAUUCGUGAGAAAACCAGAGUUGAAGAUUGGAGGCAUGUUCCAGGAAAUCUAAAUCCAGCAGAUCUUCCGUCAAGGGGAUGUACUCCACAACAAUUGUUAGAGUCAUUGUGGUGGGAAGGACCACCAUGGCUGAAGCAACCGGAAGGAGAGUGGCCAUCAAAUCAAGGUGAAGUUGAUGAGGACGAAUAUACCAGCGAAUUGGUAAAGUCGAAGAUGACACUCCAAUCAAGCAAUGAAGCUCAAUGGUUCCAGACAAAAUUCUCCACCUACAAGAAGAACGUGCGAGUAAUGGCGUGGAUAUUGAGAUUCAUCAAUAAUUGCAAAGUCGUGCCUGGCGUUGUACAAAAUGAAAAUGGUCAACUCAGCGCAAUAGAAGUGAAGAAUGCAGAGAAGUGUAUUCUAAAAGUGAUUCAAGACGAGGCGUUGGAUACGAGCGAUGUCAACCUCGCCAAGAAGUUAUCGAUGGUUAAGCGUGAUGGACUGUUUUGUGUGGAAACCAGACUUCUCGACAAAGAAGACACACAGAGUUUCAAGUGGCCAGUCAUCUUACCAAAGCAUCCGCUGACGAAUAUGAUGAUAACAGAAUUGCAUCGUGUUUAUGGUCAUGCGGGAGCCCAGUUUCUGUUAUGCAAACUACGUGAAAAGUAUUGGAUUUUGGGUGGCCGACGGACAGUGAAGACGAUUCUACACCAAUGUCCAAGAUGUCGCCGAUUUGAUGCAAGACCAGUGAACGUGCAGCCGGCGCCUCUCCCCAAAGCAAGAGUGAAUACGGCAGAAGUUUUUGAGACCACAGGGGUUGAUCUCGCAGGACCGCUGCAAUUGAAAGACAAGACAAAGGCAUGGGUAGUACUCUAUACCUGUGCAGUGUAUCGAUGCGUUCAUUUUGAUGUUGUGACUUCAACCAGCGCAGAAGUGUUUCUUGGCAGUUUGGAGAGAUUCAUCAAUCAGUAUGGUAGACCAAGAUCCUUCUACAGCGACAACGGAACAAACUUCGUUGGCGUUGUCAAUCUCAUGAGGGCGUUGGAUUGGGAGAAAGUUGUCGAGCAAAUGAACGUACAGAAUAUCCGAUGGACAUUCAAUCCACCUUCAGCACCGUGGUGGGGUGGAUGGUGGGAGCGCCUUGUUCGAAGCGUGAAGAAUCAAUUGCGUCGAAUUUUGGGAAAUGCAAGGCUAACCUAUGAUGAGUUAAGAACCAGUUUGUCAACAGUACAGGCCACGAUCAAUGACCGGCCACUGACUGCGAUUACGGAAGACGAGGAUGAUCUUAUUCCUCUGACCCCUGCGAUGUUCCUGCAUCCAUCAAGAAGUUCUCACUUUCCCGAGGGUGGAAUUAUUGGGGCUGAUGAGUUGCAAGGUGCUUACAAAAGGAUGCAAGUAAUCCAGAAGAAGUUACAGGGUCGAUUCAGGACGGAGUACUUAGCACAAUUAGUACAAAAGGGAAAGGAAAAGGGCUGUCAUCCAAUUCAAGUGGGUGACAUCGUAUUGAUUGGAGCCGAUAACAUGAAGAGGUUUCAGUGGCCAAUGGGACGAGUAAUAGAAUUAAUACCUGGACGAGAUGGAAAAAUAAGGGUGGCGAAGAUUCAGACUCCGCACGAUUACGGACUGGACAAGAAGAGUAGUAGAUCGUUCAACCUGAAGACGGUGAAGAAAGGUCGCAUACUCACAAGACCACUACAACGACUCUAUCCCCUGGAAAUCGCGACGAGACAAGAUUUGCCAGUACCGGAGAAAGUCAAGGAACUUGACAUUCAAAUUCAUAAGGAGAGGAAAGCAGUUCAAGAAGAAGAGGAUGACAUGGGACUUAUGCGAGACAAUCCAGCCGAUGUAAAAACAAGAGGAGGAAGGAUCGCCAGAAAAGUCUCAAGAUUUGGACAAUGGAUCUCACAUUUGUCGUUACAGUUAUAG